AAUGUCUGCCUAAUCGAAUGUCGUACGCUAAAUAGCGGAACAUUUAUGAUCCAGUUGAUUUAGUGCUGUUCAGUGCUUUAUUAUUUGCCUGUUGAUGAUAUUUUAUAUUAUCAUCGAUUUAAGAUUAGAAGUAACAAUCUAUUACUCAGGUCUUGUUGUAUAUAUUUGACGAGGGGUACCAUUUGCACGAAAGCGAUGUCUCUGGCCCAUCAUUGCUCACUUAGAUCGCAAGAUGACUUUCUAAAUUUGUUUUCAAGAUAGAUUGAAUAAAGUACGUAAUCGAGUAACCCUCUUGAGAGCUGGACUGCCAAGAUAUUUUUCAGCCCUAAGGCAAAAUUGAAAGGAGCUUGAUCUCAGGAGCUUGUGCAUUUCAGAGAUAAUUAAAUUGAGGCUGUGUUUGCAGGGUAUGAAUGAAUUUGGGUGCAGCAAAAGCCCCCAUAUCAGGUGCAGGUGUGCCAGAGUGCAAGCCAUCAAAGCUUCAGAGCUUACAAAAGAGAACCUACCAACCAGGAUGUCAAAUGGAUGUCCUAUUUGUAGCAGAGGAAUCACAUUCUCAUAUAAGGAUGUUUUAUUUCUCAGCCAAUUUAUGACACCAGAUGGAAAAAUGCUCAAUAGGCGUGUAUCAGGUGUUUGUAAAAGGCAGCAGAGAGUACUUCAAAAUAAGAUAAAUGUUGCCAGGAGAUUAGGUAUUAUACCAAAUUACACAAAAAUAAAAGAUGAAAUUGGUUUGGAUUCAUAGGUCAAGCAGUGUGUUGUGAGGUCCUUCUAGCUUCGCAAAGUAAGACUGUUUUAGGUCGAUUGUGGACAUUACCUGUAAAAUGUAAAUAGCUUACUUUUCAGUCUUUGAUAAAACAUCAUGUAUGCAUUGGAAAUGCUUGUCAUUUCAGCAAAAUGUUAAG
This is a messenger RNA of Rhopilema esculentum, 899 nucleotides long. RefSeq lists its product as uncharacterized. Gene Ontology annotation, biological process: mitochondrial translation. Gene Ontology annotation, cellular component: ribosome; mitochondrial small ribosomal subunit. NCBI's taxonomy places the organism in Eukaryota, Metazoa, Cnidaria, Scyphozoa, Rhizostomeae, Rhizostomatidae. Gene Ontology annotation, molecular function: small ribosomal subunit rRNA binding; structural constituent of ribosome. The record is from RefSeq and is a predicted model, not a curated record.